Molecule: messenger RNA, 579 nt
Organism: Lathyrus sativus (Indian pea)
Lineage: Eukaryota; Viridiplantae; Streptophyta; Magnoliopsida; Fabales; Fabaceae
Source: the annotation of a GenBank genome assembly
AUGGAAGUAUUUUCUUCAAAGUCCCUUCUCAUUAUUUUUGCAUUUAGUUUCAUCAUACACUCUAUACAAGCAAGAGAAAGCAACACCUUAUUCAUUAGAAAUUCUUGCAGUUCCACAACUUAUCCAAGACUAUGCUAUGCAUCCUUGGUGAAGCAUGCUGAUUUCAUUCAAACAAAUCGCGUACUUCUAACAGACACGGCCCUAAACGUGACUCUUGCAUCGGCGAAAUCAACCUCAGCUUUCAUGUCAACUUUCUCUAGAAGCCGGGGUUUGAAGCCAAGAGAGGCUGCAGCCAUGAAGGAUUGCGUCGAAGUGUUGAGUGACUCUCUUGACGAACUCCGAAGGUCUAUUGGUGAGAUGAGUCGUCUUAGGACUUCAAAUUUUGAGGUAAUUAUAAGCGAUGUACAAACUUGGGUUAGUGCUGCUUUGACUGAUGAGUGCACUUGUACCGACGGCUUAGAAGAGAUUAAUGCUAAGGGAAAUAUUCAGAGAAUAGUGAGAGGCAAAAUUGUUCAAGUAGCUCAAUUGACUAGCAAUGCUUUGGCUUUGAUAAACAAUCUUGCCACUUCACAUGGUUAA